AUGGGAGAAGCGCAAGAUGUGCGCGUAAUCGUCGAGUUUGGCGGUGGUACAGAAUUGUUGCUUGCUCCACCGCAUGCCAAGACGCACGACAUUGUAUUACCAGCAUCGGCGUCUGAUGGAGGCAACAGACCCACCAUGAGCACCUUGGUGGAAUAUAUUCGUACACACCUGAUCAAAGAGCGCGAAGAGCUUUUUGUGGAGAAUGAUCAUGUUAGGCCGGGUAUUCUCGUUCUCGUUAACGAUAGCGAUUGGGAACUCGAGGGUGAAAUGUGCUACGAACUAAAGUCAGGGGACCGGGUUGUCUUCAUUAGUACAUUGCAUGGUGGUUAA
This is a messenger RNA of Malassezia restricta, 330 nucleotides long. Its product is annotated as ubiquitin related modifier 1. Gene Ontology annotation, cellular component: nucleus; cytoplasm. Gene Ontology annotation, biological process: protein urmylation; tRNA thio-modification. Gene Ontology annotation, molecular function: protein tag activity. The coding region runs from base 1 to 330 and encodes 109 amino acids. The transcript is spliced from 2 exons. The record is from RefSeq and is a predicted model, not a curated record. Lineage: Eukaryota; Fungi; Basidiomycota; Malasseziomycetes; Malasseziales; Malasseziaceae.